ACAUAAUGUUACGUUUCCAAAGUUAUAUAGAAUUUUCAAUGAUGCUGUAGGCCACACAACUGUAAAAUUUAAGGUGUUUUCCACUGACGAUGUUUGGCAUCCAAGCCAUAACGAAAGACCAUUAGAAAUAUUCAAAAUGAAUAAAGGUGAACAAGUACUACCACCAGGAUUUCCCGCACUUGUUGAUCAACAACUCGAUCAUGACUUUGUGAAAGACCUGAAGAGAUCGAUUGAGAGAGACUACAAGUUGGCCAAUUUCUCCGAAGAAAGAGUGAAUUGGUGGAAGGAAUUCAUGGAUCAGCCAAUUAUUCCACCAAGUGAACAAGAAGCAGAAUGGCCAUUAAAUAAUCUUCAACAGUUUAGACCUGCUGAAAGUAAAGCAACGUUAGGUGAAAAGGAACAGCAACUUGUAGAUAAAUACUUAACGAAAAGGAAUGAGUUCAAAGAGGUUUAUACUAACCAAGUAGAACGUGGAGCUGCCAGAGGUACCCACCAGGACAGAAGGCGAUACUCUGUCGGGAAAAUGGUUUUGAUCAAAUUGACAGAGUUAAAUGCAAAGCUCGGGAAAGUUAUAAAACAAGAUGGCGAUAUAUUAACAGUGGAACAGUUCAAACAAGAUGGAAACAAAUGGAUUCCAACAGGAGAAAUUGAAAAUUAUGACAUUUUCAAUUGUUUUCCGGGGUCAUUUGAUCUGACGAAAAGUGGAAACCUACCACAAAGUGAAAAAGUCAGAUUAGAUUUGAAUGGAUUAAAAAUUUAAUCAAAUAUUGAAGAUGUUGUCGUUUAAAUAUUAUAGUUGUUUUAUAUGUAUUAUUAUUUAUUGAUAAUUUUGACAUUUGUUAGUUGGAUACAAAAAAAACCGGUACUUUAUCCCGGCCUUUUUAACCAAUAGCAGUAUAUAACAUUUUGGUUAAGUAGGUAUUAGUUAACUCAUUUCUGAAAUAUAUAAUUCCUAAAUUAUAAUAUAUCCAAAUAGUACAUAUAUCAAUAUAGAAUGAUCCGUAUAUUUGAAAUAGAAGAGAACGAAAUAAAUGAAUAAUUUCGCAGACAUUUGAAGUUAUGGCAGCAGCAAAACAUUCAUAACAUUGAUGUUGAUGUGAAUAAGAUAAAGAAAUGUAAAGUGAGACUUUAGGUACCCAAAGUAUAAUUGUAUUUUUAACUAACCAAAUAUUUUCAUAGUUAAAGGGACAAAUGGCGAUGCAAUUAAAGCGACAAUGUUUUAUGUUAUUGAGAUAAAACUAAUGCACGAAGAUAACAUUUGAGGAGUGCUUUGUAAUUUAUCAAGAAAGUUGUUAAAUAGUGCUGAGACCACAUAACAUCUAUAAAAUAGUACUUAAAGUAAGAAAAAGUGGUAAUUUAAGGUAGCACUACAGGCAGACCUUUCUGACUCCAUUCAGCAGUCUUUUAAAGAUAAAUUUCUCAUAAAUUACAGAAUGGAUUUUUAUAAUCUUUAUCACACUUUAAAGCAGCUGAACUUUCUUAAUCUAAUGUUUUUUUUGGUAGGAUCAAUUUAAAAAUAUAGCCCAUGAACUGCCAAAUAACGGCGCUCCCAACUUGGAAAGCAUAUUUCAUAUCGUAGUAAAAAUCUAUUUUUAUCCCUUUGAUUGACCAAGCUACAAAAUUGUGUCUCAGAUUGUUUAUAUAUGACUGCAAUUAGAAGAUAUAUUGAUUCAACUGUUGGGUACCACACCUCAUUUCACCUUUGUAAUCUUUGGAGAACUAUAAUUCAUUCAAAAACAAAGUACCCUAAAAAAGGGACACGGUUGUGUGGAAAAUAAUCCAUUUGAUCACAUAUAUCAAAACCAAACCAGAGGGGGCACCUAUAGAGGUUCUAUUUUUUAUUUUUUAAGGCAAUUCCCAUGAAAUGUUUUUUUGAAAAUCACUUAAAAACUGACGAUCCCCCUGUGAACCCCAUAAAUGCAACUUAAAUAUAAAGAUUCCUAGUGUUCUGACACCAUUAUUUUAUCAUUAAAACCACACAGUUUGUGUCUUUUGUACACUCAACUGUAAAUUUUACAUUAAAACAUGGAAACACAUGUUAAAAAAACAAAACACGUUGCGUGAUUGAGAUACUUAAUAGUUUUGACCAUAUCUUUAUUAUUUGACUUUAAACAAAGUCAAUUGUGAUGCUACUUCUCCCGCCAGUUCUAAUUACCACAUGAUGUGCAUUUACCAAAUGUGUUUAUAAUUUCUAUGAAGGAGCUCCCUGUCUAAUAUAUUAAUGAUGUGUCCCAAUGGUACAUAUGUGAAUUAUAUAGAUUUAACUGAGGUUCAAAUAGGAACAUCAUUUGAAGCUAUUAUAUACAUAAUUAAAUUUGAUGAACUCUCCCAGAUUAAGAUUGCAAACUGAGAUUCUAUCAUGUCAUUAUUGGAGGUCAAAAGCGUUGCAUAAGAAUAUAUGGAAUGUUAUGGGGUCAUAUGAAAAGUACAUAAUACAUGUACAACAUAGGAAAUAACAUAAUUAAAUUAUAAUAAAUUGCAUAAUAAUUAUAUAUUAAAAACGUUAAAUCAUUUGACAGAUGUGUACGUCUUUCUUCUUUCUAUAGCCGGGUUUCUUUUUAUUUUUGUGAAUUAUUGGAGAUAAAUGUAAUUUAAUACGCCAAUUUUAAGUUCACUUAUUGGAGAUGCACACAAACUUUCUAGUUGCAACAUCCUGUAUCAUUACAACCAUUAUGCUUGUAGAAGAGAACUUAGUUCACA
Molecule: messenger RNA, 2700 nt
Organism: Mytilus californianus (California mussel)
Lineage: Eukaryota; Metazoa; Mollusca; Bivalvia; Mytilida; Mytilidae
Exons: 4
Coding region: 137-760 (207 amino acids)
Source: RefSeq, a predicted model, not a curated record